Messenger RNA from Protopolystoma xenopodis, 1179 nucleotides. The record is from the annotation of a GenBank genome assembly. NCBI's taxonomy places the organism in Eukaryota, Metazoa, Platyhelminthes, Monogenea, Polystomatidea, Polystomatidae.
AUGUGGCAAUUCUUCUGGGACAUGGAAGAUGAGAAAGAAUGGAUAAAAGAACAAAGUCAGUUAAUGUCUAGUCCUGAUCUCGGCCAUGAUCUGAGCUCUGUGGAGCGGUUACUACGCAAGCACCGCGCCCUUGAAGAGGAAUGCAACGCCCGUCAGGUUUUGUUUGAGGGCGAUCUAACAACAGGCAAGAAACUCAUAACCGAGAACAUAUUCGGUAAAGAACAAGUGCAGAUAAGGAUAAAUGAAAUGAACCAUCUCUGGGCCCAAUUGGUCGAGCUCACUGCUGAAAGGAGACAGAGACUCUUGGAAUACCAAGAAGUUAUGCAAUUAAUGGCUGAUUGUGAUGAUGCUAGUGCAUGGCUAUCAGAGCAGCAGCGUAUUGUUAGUAACGAAGAUGUUGGCACCAAGCUUGCAGCCACAGAGUCUCUUAUCAAAAAGCAUCAAGAGGUGAUGGAUUCCCUUGAUGGUUAUACAGAAACCGUCGGCCAGCUUAGGCAGCAAGCUGGCAAGGUUUCCGAUUUUCCAGAUGGCGACGCAGUCGCUAUCACUAACCGCCUUCAUACAGUUGAGGAACACUAUGCCCAGGUUCAAGCCUUGGCAAAGCUUCGGGAAUCACGUCUUCUGGAUGCUAGGUCCAUGUACAAACUUUUUGAUUCCUCUGACACCGUCCGAACAUGGAUAACCGAGAAAGAGAAGCUUCUCACCACUCUGGUUCCAAGUGAUGAAAUCGAAGAAUUGGAGGUAAUCCGGCAUCGUUUCGAGUGUUUCGAGAAGGAAAUGGCCAGUAAUGCAGAAAAAGUUGGCUCUGUUAACAAGCUUUCCGCUGGACUUCUUUCAACCGACCGUCCAGAUGCACCUCUAAUUGUAUCUCAACAAGACACAUUGAAUGCAACUUGGAAUGAUCUUGCCGAUCAGGUCGACAAACAAAAAAAACGACUUGACGUUGCUUACAAGUACAAUCAAUAUUUGAUUGAAUGCAAUGAGUCUGCCAACUGGAUAAAGGAAAAAGCCAAACUUGUAGAGUCCACUGAUGAGUUGGGCAAUGACCUCGAUGGUAUUAUGCAGCUUCAGCGGCGACUUGGUAGCCUCCAACAUGACCUCCAGGCAAUCGAAGCCAAACUGAAAGAUAUGGAUAACCAAGCCGCCGAACUAAUUGAAGUAAAACCAGAAAGCGCAGAG